UUUAUUCUUAUACACCGACGACUGUGCAAUGUGCAUAAGCUAUGAUUGAUAGCGUCAUAACCAUAUACAGUCUUAAAAAUAGUUUAUCAUGGAUUCAAACGUAUAACGUAUGUCAAAUUCGCACAAAUAAAUUGGGAGCUUCAUCCAAUUUUUGGUAUAAGUAUGGAUCCAGUUGAUCGUAUUGGAAUUAGUCAGAGAACACUAUCGAAGAGAUGAAGUUCAAUUUAGUAGCUGUCUUGCUUUCAUUAUUCGCGCUCGGCCUAUCUCAUCAGGACACUAGUGUAGAUGACAAAUCACAUGGUAUUCAGCUCGUCUCUCCGAAGGAUAAGACAUUUGACUUGAAUGAAGCCGGAUUAAAUUUCAUCCUGAACAAUAACGACUUGAAAGAUCGCCACCUCGUUGUCAUUUCAAUCGCUGGUCCGUAUCGACAGGGUAAGAGUUUCUUACUCAAUUUCUUCAUAAGAUAUUUGAACGCACAGUACAAGAAACAUGAUGCAUCGAAUUGGCUUGAGGGCGCUGGGCCUCUAGAGGGAUUCAAGUGGCGAAAUGGCCAGAAACGUGAAACAAUGGGCAUCUGGAUUUGGUCAGACAUUUUCACUCACGACUACGAAGACGGGCGGAAAGUAGCGAUCAUCCUAAUGGAUACGCAAGGUGUAUUUGAUCAUCAAACGUCUACAAUAACAAACACUUUUAUUUUUGGCUUGAGCCUAAUGAUGUCCUCAGUUCAAUGCUACAAUUUGAUGCACAACAUCAAAGAGGAUAAUUUACAAAGUCUACGAUUGUUUAGUAAUUAUGGCCAAUUAUCUCUCGACAAAACAUCCGAAAAGUCAUUUCAAAAACUGUUGUUCAUCGUACGAGACUGGCCAUUUGCAUUUGAAUCUGGCUAUGGUUGGAAUGGAACGAAAACUGUUGAAGAAAUUCUUGAUUAUUCAGAAGAUCAGGCAGCUGAAAAUAUCGAAUUGAGAAAACAGAUAAAAGAGAGUUUUAUGAAAAUCGAAGGAUUUUUGAUGCCGUCACCAGGAAACGUUGUGGCCUUAGGGCGUGAUUUCAGAGGAGAUUUAAAUCAAAUCAACCCCAAUUUUAAAACAUAUGUGAAGAUUUUGGCAGAAGAACUUCUUUCGCCCGAUAAACUUAUCGUGAAAAAAAUCGGCGGCCAAGAAUUGACAACUAAGGAUUGGGUGCGAUAUUUGCAGUCAUAUGUGCAGAUGUUUGAAAGGGGCGAAAUACCAGAGCCGAAAGACGUUUUCCAGAUGAUCUUAGAAGCGAGCCAUAGAAAACUAUUCGACGAUUCCUUGGCGAAAUAUGAUAAAAAAAUGUUCGAUGCUCUUAGUCAUUCAAAUGGAAACCGUUUCAGCAAAAAUGAAUUCAGGCAAUUUCAUGAAAAUACAAAAAAUGAAAUAUUCAACGAUUUUGAAAGUGUUCCCAAGUUUGGUGACGAUGUAUCCACGUCAUCUCUUCGAGAAAAAAUUGACAGAGCCAUUGAAGGGAAAUUCUGGUAUUUCAAAAACCAAAAUGAUAAAAUUCUCACUGAAUAUUUUGCUGGACAAAAUCGUAAUUCAAAAGAAAAAAUCGCAGGCGAAAUGCAAGAUUUUACUUGGGAACUUACAAGAAAUUUGCAUUAUACCAGAGAACCGGCGAAAAUCCUUGAACGAUUUUAUAUAGCAAAGACAAACGCAUUGAACCGGUUUGAUGAUAGUGUGAUAGGCGAACAUGGGGAUGCUUCUAACAUUCGCGAUAGCCUUGAGGAAGGGUUGAAUUCUUUGGAGAACCAACUGAGACAAAAAGUCGAUGAAAAACAAAGAGACUUGUCGGAACAAAAUAGAUUGCGACAUGAAAUGUAUAGAGAAAGAAUGAGGACAGAAUAUGAAAGACAACAGUCUCCAAGCUUUGGUAAAAUUCUUAGAUGCGUGUUUACCUUUGGUUAUCAUUGUUGAGUUCCUGUUAUGCCAUAAACUAUUGAUGCUUUGCGGAUCCAAAAUAACAAAAACAACAAGAUCAUACUGAAAGAAACUAGUGCCAAUAUUUUGGACCAAUUCUAAUAGCAAUUUAGUUCGUGGUUUCAUAACAGAAUUAGUCAGUUUUUCUGUCUUCUAUAUUCGAGAGAAUACAAUGUAUCGACUAUACAAUGCCGUCAAAACGUUUGGACCUUCCUGCAUAUUCAUUUUUUUUCCAUUGUUUCUAUCUAAAUAAUUUUUAAAUGUAUCCAGAACCUACUAUGUAUAAAUAACAUACAUGUAGCUCUUGUGUGAGCUUAUAUUUUGCUUCAAAUGAUAGUCAAUUGAUUCAUCUUAACAAGUAUGCAAUCAAGAAAAACAACGAAAA
Sitodiplosis mosellana (orange wheat blossom midge) is the source of this 2322-nucleotide messenger RNA. Its product is annotated as atlastin-like. The record is from RefSeq and is a predicted model, not a curated record. Bases 213 to 1934 code for a protein of 573 amino acids. Lineage: Eukaryota; Metazoa; Arthropoda; Insecta; Diptera; Cecidomyiidae. Gene Ontology annotation, molecular function: GTPase activity; GTP binding. The transcript is spliced from 6 exons.